This is a messenger RNA of Eruca vesicaria subsp. sativa (arugula), 1305 nucleotides long. NCBI's taxonomy places the organism in Eukaryota, Viridiplantae, Streptophyta, Magnoliopsida, Brassicales, Brassicaceae. The record is from the annotation of a GenBank genome assembly.
UAAACCCACAAGAUGCCUCCUUAAUUUAUUUACCAACAGCAAACAUAUAAAGCAAAGAGAAAAAUAUGGAGGAAGACAAAAAUAAUAACCCUACGAGCACGAACACAAACGUGAUCGUUCCUUUCGUUGCGAAGACAUAUCAGAUGGUCAACGAUCCUUCGACCGAUUGGCUCAUCACCUGGGGACCUGCCCACAACAGCUUCAUCGUCAUUGACCCUCUCGACUUCUCUCAACGCAUCCUCCCUGCUUAUUUCAAACACAACAACUUCAGCAGCUUCGUUCGCCAACUCAACACCUACGGGUUUAGGAAAGUGGAUCCCGACCGGUGGGAGUUCGCGAACGAGCAUUUUCUGAGAGGACAGAAGCACCUGCUCAUGAACAUAGCGCGUAGGAAGCACGCGCGUGGGAUGAUGUACGGUCAGGAUUUGGAGGACGGUGAGAUCGUGAAGGAGAUCGAACGGUUGAAAGACGAGCAGAGGGAGCUCGAGCUGGAGAUUCAGAGGAUGAACCAAAGGAUCGAGGCGACGGAGAAGAGGCCUGAGCAGAUGAUGUCGUUUCUUUACAAGGUCGUUGAUGAUCCUGACCUCCUCCCGAGGAUGAUGCUCGAGAAAGAGCGGACAAAACAAGUCUCCGACAAGAAGAAGCGUCGUGUCACGGUGAAGUCAGAGGAAGGGGCGGGGGAGGAGGAGGAAGACAACGGGAGAGUGUUUGGUGUGGUUUCACCGUCACCGUCUCCGCCGGAGAAUUCGAUGGGAUGGGUUGUCCCGAUGCAGAGGCCGGGGCGGUUUGGUAGUUACAACGAGACGGGUCUGGUGACGAACUCGAUGGUUUCCACUUCGUCGAAGUCAUCAUCGUUAACGUCGACGUUGUCGUUGCCGGAGAGCGUAAACGGAGGAGGUGGGAGUAUUCAGGGAGAGACAAGGGACAAAGAAGCGGCGACGUUAGGAGGAGUGGUAGAGUCAAAUCCACAAACACCGGCUUAUCCGUUUUCUUUAUUUCGAGGUGGCUUUUAGACUAGUAGCUUCACAUGAUACAUGAUGAUCUUUGGUUCUUCUUAACAUUGUUAUUUGUUGUUAUUUUUCUUAAAUUAUUUGUAAUGUAUAACCAACCAAAAAUAAAUAGAUAGGACGGAUCGAUAGUUGUUAGUUUCGUGAGUAGUAGGACAAGGAGACAGUGUCAGUAUUCAUAGCGUUUUAUUACUUUUACAGAAAGUUCACAUUAUAUAUUUUUGCAGAUUAUGUGAUGUAAGUCACAUAUAGUUUAAUAUUCUCGCUAAUGUGUACUCUAGUUUCAGUUAAUAAAUGG